AUGUCGGCGCCGCCGGCGCUGCAGAUCCGCGAGGCGAACGCACACCUGGCGGCUGUGCAUCGGCGCGUCGCGGAGUUGGAGGCGCGGCUGGACGCCGCGGAGCGCACAGUGCGCGCCCAGGCCGAGCGCCUGGCCCGCCACGACCAGCAGCUGCGCGCUGCCCUGGAAGAGCUGGGCCGCGCCAAGGACUGUGAGAUUGCGGCUCUCCAGGAGCAGCUGCUGACCUCCGAAGCCACUGUCCACAGCCUGCAGGCUGCUGUACGCCAGAGGGAUGAGCUCAUUGGGCAGCUGCAGCCCCGGGCGGAGCUGCUGCAGGACAUCUGCCGUCGCCGGCCACCCCUGGCCGGGCUGCUGGCCGCCCUGGCGGAGGCUGAACGCCUGGGGCCCCUGCCAACCAGAGACCCCAGCCACCCACUCCCUGGUGGGCUCAGUCCACGCCUUGCCAACAGCACUGGGGAAGAGGAGGACAGGGACCGCCUGCAGCCUGCAGUGUUUGGGACCACGGUGUGAGCCCUGGAGCGCAGAUUACACAAUGGAGACAGAGUUCCACUGCUGUGGGUGUCCUUGGGGGUCACCAGUGUCCCAGAGGGAGCCCCGUGACAGAGCCAUAAUCCUUUGCAAGCAUCAAAACCUGCUAAAAAGUCAGAUUUCAAACAGGCAGCCCAAGGCCCAAAGGCAUAUUUAGCUCCAAUUUUUCUUUCUUUUUUUAAGAUUUUAUUUUUAAGUAAUCUGUAGCUACACCCAAUGUAGGGUUUGAACUUACAACCCUGAGAUAAAGAGUUUUUUUUAAACAAAACUUUACAUCAAUCAACUUGUUGAAAAAAUUGGCAACGUUUCACAAAAAUCUGGAUUUCUGGCUUCAGUCUUGGCCAUGCCUGCUUGGAUCUGAGCUCAGGGUACCCUCUUUAGCCAAAGUGUGAGGCCCACUUGGCUGCCCCAUCUCUCUUAGGGCUGCAUGUCUGGCCCCUGAAGCAUCUGAGUUUGAGAUCCCUCACUUGUGCAGGCGGAUGGCGUCAAGUUUUUCUCCCCCUUUCCCCCCUGCCCCGAUUUUUGUUCCUUCUGAAGCAUCCCUCACCCCAGGAUAAAGCUUUCUUAUUCUUCAUCCCAGACAAGAACUGGGAACCUCAAGGCUUGUGCCGGUUUGCACUGGUUAUAUGAAGAUGAACUUUUAAUCCUAGAUUCUUUCCCCUAAGCCUGCCUGCCUGUCAACCUUUAACCCGGAAGAGGGCGGGGGGUGUGAGACAUGCUGACAUGCUGGCGGCCGGGUUGGGGUGCUGCCCCAGGGAGAGCUCAGGCAUCCCUUUCUGCUGGCUGUUCCCUCUGCUUGGGACGCUCUUCCCCCAGAUGUCACAUGACCCAGUCCUUGUCACUCAGAUCUUUGCGUAUGG
Enhydra lutris kenyoni (northern sea otter) is the source of this 1388-nucleotide messenger RNA. RefSeq names its product vimentin type intermediate filament associated coiled-coil protein. NCBI's taxonomy places the organism in Eukaryota, Metazoa, Chordata, Mammalia, Carnivora, Mustelidae. The transcript is spliced from 2 exons. The record is from RefSeq and is a predicted model, not a curated record. The coding region runs from base 1 to 510 and encodes 169 amino acids.